This is a messenger RNA of Limulus polyphemus (Atlantic horseshoe crab), 2576 nucleotides long. Its product is annotated as cryptochrome-1-like. Gene Ontology annotation, biological process: entrainment of circadian clock by photoperiod; circadian regulation of gene expression. Gene Ontology annotation, molecular function: DNA binding; FAD binding. The record is from RefSeq and is a predicted model, not a curated record. Gene Ontology annotation, cellular component: cytoplasm; nucleus. The transcript has 8 exons. Lineage: Eukaryota; Metazoa; Arthropoda; Merostomata; Xiphosura; Limulidae.
GUGUUUCGUGACUUGAUCUCUCGUUGGAAAGUUACUCAUGUUUCAUUUGAGCAAGAUCCAGAAGCUAUUUGGAAAAGUUCCUGUGCUACUUCAGCUGUUGGUGUUGAAAACGUACUGGAACAACAAACUCUGGACAGGAGGUGAGAGCAGAGCUUUGCAACGUUUAGAAUAACGACUGAUUGUUGAGAGAGCAGCAUACAAAGAUGGUCACUACUUGCCUAAUCAGUUCAACCCAGACUUGUUGGGUCCUCCUAUGUCCAUGAGUGCAGCUUUACGUUUUGGAAGUUUAUAAGUUCGCAAGUUCUUCUGGAGCAUCCAUGAUCUAUAUGAAGAGAUCCAUCCCAAUGUUGUUCCUCCUUUAGGUUUCAUGGGACAAUUGAUGUGGAGAGAAUAUUUUUACACCGUGUCUGUGAACAACUUACAUUAUGAUACCAUGACAGAAAGUCCAAUAUGUUUGAAUAUUCCAUGGCAAAGAAAUGACGAACAUCUAAGACUCUGGGAACUUGGAAAAACUGGAUACCCAUUCAUUGAUGCUGCUAUGAGACAGUUACGAAGAGAAGAAUGGAUAGAUCAUGUUGCUCGAAAUGCUGUAGCCUGCUUUCUGACCCAUGGAGAUUUGUGGAUUUCAUGGGAAGAUGGCUUAAAUGUUUUUCUUAAAUAUCUUUUGGAUGCUGAUUGGUCAGUUUGUGCAGGAAAUUGGAUGUGGGUUUCAAGUUCUGCUUUUGAAAAUAUCUUACAAUGUACAUACUGCAUCUCACCCAUUCAUUAUGGACAUAGGCUUGAUCCUACAGGAGAAUAUAUUAGACAACAUGUUCCAGAAUUGAAGAAUAUGCCAACAAAGUAUGUUUUUCAGCCAUGGAAAGCUCCACUUGAAGUACAACAACAGGCAGGUUGCAUUGUGGGUAGAGAUUACCCUGAACCCCUUGUCCAUCACCAAAUUGUCUCGGCAAAGAAUCGAGAAUACAUGAAUAGGAUUCGAGACAGACUGUUGGGCAAGCCAGUUCUACCACACUGUGGACCAGGUAGUCACUCUGAAACUAGAAUCUUUAUGUGGUUACCUGAUAAAUGUCUUGACAAUGUCCACCCCUGCAACCUUUAGCUGUCUGGCCAGUAGAAAACUAGAGGUUUUCAUGGUAUGUUUACAGAAAACCAUUUAUACAGCAUUUAGCAUUGUUGAAACUACAGAAAGUCAUUUUUCUUCUACUUCUCAUGAGAUACCAGUUUCAUUAGAUGAGCUAUUUAUUUGGCUUUGGCGAUGUUUUGUUUCGUUUUUAAUAUAUUCAGUGCCAACAGUUGAUACAUAUCAAGCUAAAAGAAAAUAAAAAAACAAACACACAAAACUGUCAGUAAGUAAUCCAGUGUUCGGAGAGAAAGAUGGAUGAAGUAGCACUUGUCCAAUGUAAGUUAUAGUUGAAGCUUUUACACCAUUUUCAAUAAUACAAGAUCUAAGUGAGUGGAUCCAAUUUGAAACGUCAUUCUCCAGUGCCUGGCUAAUGAGUCUUCAGUUCUCUUUCAAUUGCUACUACAUAAUGAGAUUACAAUUCAAUUCAUGGUAGUUAUUGGCUGUUGGGAAAAUAUCUGAACUAACUGAUUUACAUAGAGAGACAGACUGUUUAACAUAUGACCAAAGUUAUUGUGAUGAAGGCAUCAUAGACACCUAGUGUCAGCCAUUUCGUUUAACCAUGAAAUUAAUCUCACAAUUACUUAUAAUGGAAUUUGAGCUGGCAUCAUACAUAAACAAAUUCAAGAGACCAAUCAACCAAAUUACAGUGUUUAUAAAAUAUAAACAUAAUAAUAAUAAUUUUAAAAAAAUGAAGGAAUACCACCUCACAAGUAGAAAUGUACUGAAAUAAUGUUUUCAGUUUAGCCUUCAUGAGUGAGCACUUAAACUUUUUUAGAUCUAAGAACCCUUUUUUUUAAGGUUAUUCACACUAAACUUCUCUGUCUAUUAACGUUCUUAGUUCUUUAUGCAAUUUCAUCUUUUAUUUGUAUAAUUUCUUUAGCCAGUUUACAGUGUUAAAAUGAAAAACUUAGAACAAAAUCUUGCUAAAUAAGCUUCAGCUUCAGACUUCAAUACCAUCUUCAUAUAUUUCAUUUUUGCAGCUGUAAUACGUACGUUUAUGUAACUUUAAGAUGUAAUACAGAUGAAUAUUAUCUUUUGAUAAUUAUUUUACUUGUUUUUAAACUUGAGACCCUAUGUAAGAACUUUCAAUUUCCUCAUAUUUACCAUGUUGGAAAUGGAUAUUAUUGUAAUUUUAAUACUUAAAUGAAUUUUGAAAGCUUGUAUAUAUUUAUUGUAGUAAGAGAUAUAUAUUACAAGGUGUAGCAAAUGUACUCUUCAGCUUUUUGUUGUUUAGGAGACCAAAAUGGUCUGCCUGCACCACAAGAUCUUCACACAUUUCAAACUUUGAGCCUUAACCUAAUGACAACAUAUGGAAUGUUGUGUUAUAUUUAAGUGCCUGAUCUUGUAUUGUGUUCAAGAAUUUGAGACACUGAAUUUUAAAACAUUUUACUUUUGUGAUUUUAUUUACUGAUUUAUUUGCAUCAUACAGCUAAACCUAUUAAAAGUAAUGAAA